This is a messenger RNA of Perkinsus marinus ATCC 50983, 174 nucleotides long. RefSeq names its product 60S ribosomal protein L29, putative. NCBI's taxonomy places the organism in Eukaryota, Perkinsozoa, Perkinsida, Perkinsidae. The record is from RefSeq and is a predicted model, not a curated record. Gene Ontology annotation, molecular function: structural constituent of ribosome. Gene Ontology annotation, cellular component: cytosolic large ribosomal subunit; ribosome. The transcript is spliced from 2 exons. Bases 1 to 174 code for a protein of 57 amino acids. Gene Ontology annotation, biological process: cytoplasmic translation.
AUGGCCAAGUCCAAGAACCAUACCAACCAUAACCAGAACAAGAAGGCCCACCGUAACGGCAUCAAGAAGGCCCCUACCUACAAGAAGAUGUCCACUCGCGGUAUGUGCCCUAAAUUCCUGCGUAACGCCAAAUACGCUCUCAAGGGCUGCCAACAGUUGAAGAAGUCCGAGUAA